Mus musculus (house mouse) is the source of this 3272-nucleotide messenger RNA. It is a transcript of the gene Klrk1, whose product is annotated as killer cell lectin-like receptor subfamily K, member 1. Gene Ontology annotation, biological process: natural killer cell mediated cytotoxicity; natural killer cell activation; defense response. The record is from RefSeq and is marked validated. Gene Ontology annotation, cellular component: plasma membrane; cell surface. NCBI's taxonomy places the organism in Eukaryota, Metazoa, Chordata, Mammalia, Rodentia, Muridae. Bases 111 to 809 code for a protein of 232 amino acids. Gene Ontology annotation, molecular function: signaling receptor activity. The transcript is spliced from 8 exons.
GUAGCCAUGGCUGCAGAGAGAUACACUGUCUUAAAAAAUGUUAGUUAAUAAAUAACAAAAACUACAACCUGGAUCAGUUUCUGAAGUAAAUCUCUCAUAAUUCUCACAUAAUGGCAUUGAUUCGUGAUCGAAAGUCUCAUCACUCAGAGAUGAGCAAAUGCCAUAAUUACGACCUCAAGCCAGCAAAGUGGGAUACUUCUCAAGAACAACAGAAACAAAGAUUAGCACUAACUACCAGUCAACCUGGAGAAAAUGGUAUCAUAAGAGGAAGAUACCCUAUAGAAAAACUCAAAAUAUCUCCAAUGUUCGUUGUUCGAGUCCUUGCUAUAGCCUUGGCAAUUCGAUUCACCCUUAACACAUUGAUGUGGCUUGCCAUUUUCAAAGAGACGUUUCAGCCAGUAUUGUGCAACAAGGAAGUCCCAGUUUCCUCAAGAGAGGGCUACUGUGGCCCAUGCCCUAACAACUGGAUAUGUCACAGAAACAACUGUUACCAAUUUUUUAAUGAAGAGAAAACCUGGAACCAGAGCCAAGCUUCCUGUUUGUCUCAAAAUUCCAGCCUUCUGAAGAUAUACAGUAAAGAAGAACAGGAUUUCUUAAAGCUGGUUAAGUCCUAUCACUGGAUGGGACUGGUCCAGAUCCCAGCAAAUGGCUCCUGGCAGUGGGAAGAUGGCUCCUCUCUCUCAUACAAUCAGUUAACUCUGGUGGAAAUACCAAAAGGAUCCUGUGCUGUCUAUGGCUCAAGCUUUAAGGCUUACACAGAAGACUGUGCAAAUCUAAACACGUACAUCUGCAUGAAAAGGGCGGUGUAAAAACUUUCAUUACCCAUCUCAGCAACAACCAGAACAAGAGAAUUGUCUCGGGAGAAAUUGGGACUAAGAAGAAGAGACUGGGCAUAAGACAAAAGCAAAACAGCAGGUCUGCACCCUCCACCAAAUGAUUAGCUAAACACAUUGUGUUCCCAUAAAACAAGGGAAGCCUGUGGGGCCAAGGAACCAUGAGACAGGGGAAGAGGGAACAGGAGGACCAAGAGUGUGGUUGAAGCCUAUCCAAACUAGGGAAAUAUGGUCCUGCCCUACUGGAGGAGGUGGUGUUGCCCAGUAGACUCUCAGCACCUUGAUUUCCUCCCAGAUAUCCCCUACUCACUCUCUAAAGGUUUAAAUUAAAUAUGAUAUUUUAUUCAAGAUGCCUCUAGAGAGUCUAGACUCUAUUUUUGUAGUGGUCACCGAGGCCUGAGGUCUUUUCACUCCUGGCAGUUCUUGCCUCACUUCCCCUCUCAGGGUCUGCUAUUGUGAUCAUUGGUUGAUCAUGCUGCUUCUAGGAUAUGGGGAAGAAGACGAGGAGGAGCUUCCAUUUCAAGAUGGAAUCAAAACAGAGGAACUGUGAGAACUGGAGAAUAAAACCCUAUAGCUCACUGGGAGCUUAAUCUCCAGCACUAUGGAAAACUGAUGGCUGGGUAUAGCCACAGCAGGGACCACAGGGAGUGCUGUGCCUGGCAGUGUUGCCAUCUCAGUGACUCAAGAAAGCAGCCUGCUGUCUGGGAGGGACAGCAGAGACUCUCUGAGAAAGGUCAAGCAGGACUGCUUUUGGAACUUGACAAUCUCAUGGAACUCACUUUGUUGAUUUUUGUGCUUUCUUGGGAUUCUCCCACUCUUUCAUAUGCUUUCCACUUGAGAUGACAGUGUCUGUUGAAAGCAAGGCACUAUAUUUGAAAGUAUAUAGCUUGUUUCACUUUACAAGUCAGAAAGGUGGUGCUGGAAGGAGUUGUCAGCUCUGUGGUUGUUAGGGUAGAAUGGAUACAGUUUGCAAGUGAGGAGAUGGACUCCUGGAGCCAUGGGUAUAAGUUAUACACCAAAUGAUUUUGUAUUUUGUACCUCCACGUUUCAUAUUUAAAAUUCAAACUCCAGGUAUUAAUAUGAGGAGACAGGCACUGGAUCAUAAUGUUUUAAAUCAUAAGGAUAAAGGCUUUGUAAGUGGGAUUACAAGAAAUGGAGUUAGUUUUGCCUCUUAAGAAUGCACCCAGGCAGUCACCUUUCUUCUCUUAGCUAUAAGAGAACACAGGAUAAUUCUGAUAUACAACCUGCACAAUGACCUCAUCAAUAAACAGUAGAUGUGGUUAUCAGUAGCCAUCGAUUCCCAGACUUCAUAAUUGUGGGAAGUAGAUUUCUGUUGCGUACAGCUUGAUCUGUUGUAUUUUAUAAUAUAAUCCCAAAUAAGCUGAGACCAGAGGGGAAGAUCGCUAGAUAUUAGGUCUUAGUGAAAAAUUUGAAAACAGGGCUGGAGAGGUGGCUCAGAGGUUAAGAACACAAGUAAAGAGGUUAAGACUUGGGUUCACUUCACAGCACCUGUAUGACAACCCAUAACCAGCUGUAACCCCACUUCCAGAGGACCCAACACCCUCUCUGGUUUCUACAGUCACCUGCAUGCAUAUCUUGUACAUAGAUGAGUGAAGACAAGCACUCAAAAUAAAAAUAAAUUUUAGAAGAAAUGUUUUAUAAUAGUGUUGUAUACUAUUUUACAACAUAGAAAAUACUAAAAAAUAAUAGGCAGGUUUAAAAGUCUGUAGGACAUCAUAUAUAAAUAACACAGAGAAUCACAACAGAAAGGGAGCCACAGAGCCUUACUUUCAUCUGAGAGACUAUAAUAAAACUGUGGGAGCCUUAGGUUUCUGUUUUGAAAGUUUUUGUGAAGCAAUAGAAACAUGCGAUUUAGCUUUGGGAUCCUCUGAAUGAGGGAUUCCCCCAAAGGCUAUAAGCUUAUACAAAGAAUGGCAAAUAAAACCCACACUUUAGAAAGUAACAACAAGAUUCCUUGCUAUCUAUGCCCAUGAGAUGGGGGGGGGGGGGGAGAAAACCUCCAUGAAGACUCUGCAUCGAUGGAAAGGCUUCCUUUAAUCUCACAGCCCAAGGUCUGCCUAGCACUCUUUGCAGGAAAACAAAUCUGUAUCUUUUCAAGGUAAAUAACAGUCUACCAUCAACACUUUAUUUUAUAAGUCUAGUGUACAUCCAUUUGGACAAGAGAGACACCCAACAACACUUUGGGUUUUUUGGUUUGUUGUUUGGUUGGUUUGUUUAGUUUUUAUAGAACUUCAACUCAUUCCUUAAAGAUUUCUCACACACAAUCUAAAGAGUAAAACAAAAAUUGAAGAAUAGUGAUAGUUAGGGGUGGCAGUUAGUUAGCUCAUGGCAGUGUUACAGUAUCCAGGGGACCUACCUGGGUGAGUGGUAGUAUUGUGAUUCAUUGAAUAAUUAAAGAAAGUUUAGCCCUACACUAAC